This is a messenger RNA of Paramecium sonneborni, 4307 nucleotides long. Lineage: Eukaryota; Ciliophora; Oligohymenophorea; Peniculida; Parameciidae. The record is from the annotation of a GenBank genome assembly.
AUGGGCAAUACUUUGAUCGAAGAUAAAGGAAAAAUCAAUCUGAUGAAAACAUUUGAAACUUACUACACUGAAUAGGAGAUAGGUACACGCUAGACAUUAUUCUUUGAAAACAAAUUGUUUAAGACUUUGACUUAUAAAUGGCAUUAGCAAACUCUUCUCCUAAAAGUACAUUUGAUGAGAAAACAAAUUACGCUUUCAGAAUUGCAUAUACAUACUUAAAAUUUCCAAUAUUUGAUUGAGCAAUUGAAAAAUUCUCCAAAUUUAAUGCCAUUCCACAAUCUAAUAAAUUUUGGUAGUACACCAAAACCAUAACCCUCUGAAGCUCUAAUAGAAUGCAAUAAAGAUUAUCUAGCAGUAUCUAGAUAAUUUCUAUACUUAACUUUAGAAGAACGAUUAUAAUCAAAUUACAAAUUGCCAAAAUGUUUAUUGAACUUUUAUGCCCUUCAAUUUUUAAGUGCUGUAAAUACAUUACAUAAACGAAACUUAUAUCAUGGACAUAUACGUUCUUCAAAUGUUUUACUAACUAGUCUUGAUUUUCUAAUUCUUGCUGAUUUUGCUUCCUAUAAACCAACCUAUCUAAAUGAAUUAGAAAUCAUCAGAAAUAUUUAUAAAUCAUCUAUUUAAAAGUGUACACUUGCUCCUGAGAAAUAUUCUGAUCUUUAAGAAGUUCAAUACAUAAAUAAUCUGACUAAAGGAUAACUUAAUAAUUUAUAAGCAAUGGAUAUGUUUUCAGUUGGAUGUGUAUUAGCAGAAAUCUUUACUGGAGAAAGUCUAUUUUCAUUAGAAUAGUUAUUAUAAUUUAGAAAAGGUGAAUAUGAACCAAUAAUAAAAAUUGAAGGAGUGAUAGGUGAUUUAAUUAGAAAUCUAAUUUCUCUUAAUCCAGAUAUAAGAUAUAAUUCAGAGAAAGCCCUAUAAUUAUUCUAUAAUGAAAUUUGUUCAAGUUAAACAUAUGAAUUAUUAUAAUACAUAAGUGUUGCUUUGAAUGUAAAUGGAUAUUUCAUGUAACCUGAUGCUCGUAUUGCAUUGUUAAGAAAGAUUAUUUCAACAAUUGAAAGAAAAUAAUUUACAUAUUCACUUCCAUUACCUAUGUAAUUUAUUAAUUUAAGUAAAUUUAAUUUGAUCUGCAGAGAUUUUGAAACACCUCGUAAAACUGUAUAAAUUUAAUUCACAAGUGGAACGAGUUUAGCUGAAAUAAUAGCUAAUUCUCUAGAAAAUUCAGGAAAUCUAAUUUAAAGAGAAUUCAAAGAAGUUCAUUAAGAUACUUAAUCUGUUUCUGUACAAGUUUCAAUGGUUUAAAAACUUAAACAAUCAAUAUAAUAAUAACCUGAUCUAACUGGAUCAAGAUAAAACUUAAGAAUGAGUACAUUUACUAAUAUUGAUAUUAGAUAGAACAAUUAAGAAUAUAUUAUUAUUAUAUUAUGGAUUUCAAAUUAAAUUAGAAAUUCUAGAUUUAUGUAAACAAGAUUGUGUGGAUUAGAAUUGAUAGAAUUCUUAUGUUAAUAUGUUGAUGAUGAAUUAAUUUAUAAUUUUCUUAUGCCUUGUUUAGGAAUUCUUUGUGAAGAUUCAGAUUCUUAAGUAUAAUUCUAUGCUUUUUCAAUUAUGUUAAAUCUACUCAAGAAUAUUAAGAAUCCACCAUAAUCAUCAACUGAUACACUUAUUUUUAAACUUUACAUUUGGGAACAAAUAAAAAAUAGGAUGAAUGAUAUGAGUACAAACCAUCAAUUAGCUUUAAAAAUUGGAGAUAUUGCAGAAAUCUUACACAAAUUUAACAGAUUAGAUGAAAAGAUUCUAUUCUUAUAAAUAAUUUAAAAGAAGUUUUAAGAUAAUAGGAUUAAUGAACUUACUCUAAUAAUUUCUAAGAUUAAUGAAGUACUCAAAUACUAUGAAUGUAAUUAAACUAUAUAAAUUUUAACACUUCUCAUUUCUCAAAUCAAUACUACUAAUCUAAAGAUAACUUUACUUGAUGUAUUAAUUGAUAUUUAUAAAUACUAUUUGAAAAGUUAAAAUAGUGAUAUAAUCUUAUAUUGUCUUCAAUUUAAUACUCGAUAAGAAAGUGCAUUAUUUAGAAUGAUUCGAUUUGUUAGAUAGGCUACUGAAGAAGAGCUUCUGGAUUUUAAUAGAGUAUAAUAAUAUGUAAAAGAAAUCUCACCUUUGAUUUUGCAUCAUAAUCGAUGGAUUAGAGAAGAGGCUUAAGAAUUCAUUGCAAUCUUACUAAAAAGAUAUAGUAAUUAAGAUAGUAAAAAAAUCUUUUUCCUUUUUCAACCUCACAUCAAAAAGUAUUUAAAAUUAGAUGUUCCAAUAAUUAAUUAAGAGAUAUUUUUAUCACUAAUUUAAAAACCUACCUGUUCUAAAUGGUUUGAGUAAAAGUUUUAAAAUGAUCCAAGAUAUCCACCAUUAACGGAAAGAGAAAUCUAUAAUUAUAAUAAUUAUUAUGAAGAAUAUUUUAAGAGAUCCAAAAAUAUUUAAGAAGCACCACUAUAAUAAUAAAUUUAAAAGACUUAAUAUCCUAUAGCAAAGAUGAAUUUACGUGUUAAUGAUUUUAUUGAAGCUGCUUUUCGAGCUAGCUUAAUGUAAUUAGAUUAAAAUAGAUGGCAAGAUUUUUUAGAGAAGGGAGGCAAAUAAUAAACUUGGGAAGAAUUUGUAUAAUAUGUUAGAUUACGUUUUGCUUUUGAAUUAUAAAAUAAGUAGGAUAAUUAAUUGACCAAAAAUAAAGUAAAAUAUUUACAAGAAUUAUAAUUUUAAUUGUAAUAUGAAGUACCUCAAUCAAGUACAUAAUGGAUAAAUCUUUUGAAUUACAAUAUAAUAGCUACUUAAAUAAUAAUAAAAUCAUAACAAUUAUAAAUUUAAGAUUUAUAAUUUUAAAGAUAAAUUUAUCAACCAAUAACUAGACCUUUUAAAAUCAGUAAUUAAAUUGUAACAACAAUAUCGGAACAUAAAGGUAUAGUUACUUCAUUGUAGAAAUUUGGUGAUUAAAGAAGAUUUAUUUCUGGAUCAUAUGAUGGUACUGUUCGUGUUUACGAUAUGAAGAAGCUUGAAGAAGACUUUACUUGUGGAAGUGUGGCUUAAAUAAAAAUUAGUAAAGGAGAUGUUUAGAGCAGAGUAUCUGCAUUAUGUGCAUUAGAAGGAACUGAUAGUUUUUUGGUUGGUACAAAUACUGGAAGUGUAAGUUUGUAUAAAAAUGAUUGUCAUACAAGUACAUUUCUUAAAGGAGAUUCUGAAAUCAGAAAAAUUGUUGAUUAAGAAAAUACAUUUAUGUAUGUAACAGAAAAGGGUACUCUCAAGAUUGAAGACAUAAGAAGUAGGAAUGGAUAAAGUUUUAAUAUUGGAAGAUAACGUGGAUUGGUAUCAAGCAUGGUACAUGAUAAUAACACAACUUUAAUAGGUACAAUAAAUGGAUAUUUGAUAUUAUAUGAUAUAAGAAGUACAAUGAUUGUAAAUUUGUUUUAAUUAUUGAAUCAUGAUGAUUAGGCAUUACCAAUAUUUAGUUUAGCAUUUAUGAAUAGAGUAUCUUAAUUUGAGGGUAUGAGUAAUGAUAGUUAGAAAUUGGUAGGUAUAGGAUAUUAAAGCAAUAAUAAUGAGGUAGGAUUUUGGGAUUUAAAUAAAUAGAAUGAGGAUUUGAAUCCUGCUUUAUUUUUAUAUUGUUCAGAUAAAAAGCAUCCAAUAAUUGAAACACCUAGAUUAUAGAGUGUAUUGAAAUCAGAAUAAUUUAUAAAUCAUAACAAUAAUUUAUAAACAUAAUGUCAUUAUGAUUUUUUGAAUAAGAGUUAUGAGGUUGAUUUGAUAUCAUAUUUGAAAGAUCCGUUGACAUAAUCAGAAAGAGCUGCAAAGGAUCGUUGGUUACGUGGUACUAAGAACUUAUAUAUAAAUUUGAAAUCAGCAUUUGAAUGUAAGAGUACAGUGACUUCAUUAAUAUGUUUGAAUUCAAGGAUAGAUAAUCAAAGAUAGGAGAAUACAUUUAUAACAGCAAGUACAGAUAGAAGUAUUUAGAGUUGGACAUUGAAUAGUGAUAUAUCAAAACAACAAGACAAAAAUAAUGAUAGGGUAUUAUUGAUGAUUAAUAAUAUAAUAGGAAUAUUAAACAAAUAUAAUAAGUAGUCCUUUUAAUUCAAUUCGUAGAUUUAAAUAAUGUCCAAGUGGUGAUGUAUAUGUGAUAUAGGAUUAUGAAUUUAAGAAUUAAAGUAAUACAGGUAAUUCAUUUGAACACAAGGAUUGCAUAACAGAUAUGAUAUAUUUAGAUCAUGAAAAUAGUUAUUUGGUUACAGCAAGUCGAGAUCGCACAGUAAAGAUUUGGAAAUGAAUAUAAUAAU